Hippocampus zosterae (dwarf seahorse) is the source of this 1798-nucleotide messenger RNA. It is a transcript of the gene slc13a1, whose product is annotated as solute carrier family 13 member 1. Gene Ontology annotation, cellular component: membrane. Gene Ontology annotation, biological process: monoatomic anion transmembrane transport. The transcript has 12 exons. The record is from RefSeq and is a predicted model, not a curated record. Bases 44 to 1798 code for a protein of 584 amino acids. Lineage: Eukaryota; Metazoa; Chordata; Actinopteri; Syngnathiformes; Syngnathidae. Gene Ontology annotation, molecular function: sodium:sulfate symporter activity.
GUCGAGACGACAAAAGAAGAAGAAGAAGAAAGCGCAAGGCGGCAUGUGGAGGAAGUUGCGGAAUGCGGCCUGGAGCUAUCGGCGUUUGCUCUUGGUGUUGGCGACGCCGCCGUUGCUGCUUCCUCUUCCUCUCGUUAUCGCCACCAAGGAGUCGUAUUGCGCCUUCGUUCUUCUUCUGAUGGCCAUCUUCUGGACCACCGAAGUCAUCCCGCUGCCCAUCACCGCCAUGUUUCCCGCCAUCUUCUUUCCCGCGUUUGGCAUCAUGACGUCGUCGCAGGUGGCGGCAGCGUACUUCAAGGACUUCCACUUCCUCCUGAUCGGCGUCAUCUGCCUGGCCACCUCCAUCCAGAAGUGGGGGCUCCACCGCAGGGCGGCGCUGCGACUGGUCGGCGCCGUGGGCGUCCAGCCGGCCCGGUUGACGCUGGGAUUCAUGGCGGCCUGCGGUUUCCUCUCCAUGUGGGUGCACAACACCUCGGCCGUCGCCAUGGUGAUGCCCGUCGCCGAUGCCGUCCUCCGACAGAUCCGGCGGGCCGGCGAGGGGUGCGUCUUAUUUUUUUUUUUUCCAAAAGGUUUUUCUUUCUUGUCGUGCACGUUGAGAAGAACAACAUGCGCAUUGCUCUUUCGUUGUCUCAGGGAAGAGCAGAAACCUCCGGAAGAAACGUCGUCAUCAUCUUCAUCAUCAUCUUCAUCAACAUCAGAAGCCACUCAGUCGGCGUGUGCGCCGGCGCCCCCUAGCGAAGCCAUGGUGGCCAAGGCCAUGUGCAUGGGCGUGGCCUACGCCUCCAACAUCGGCGGCAUCGCCACCUUGCCGGGAACGUCGCCCAACCUCAUCUUCUCCGAGUACCUUCACCAGAUUUACCCAGAAUGCCGCUGCGUGGACUUUGGCAAGUGGCUGGCGUUGUGCUUUCCCGUCAGCGCGCUGGCGUUGCUGCUCACGUGGGCGUGGCUAUGCUGGCUCUUCAUCGGCUCCGACCCGCGGUUGCUAUGGCGACGCCGAGGCCAACUCUCCCAGAGGGAAAAAGCCGCAAGAAAAGUCAUCCGAGAUGAGUACGCGGCGCUGGGACCCAUGAGUGGGCAGGAGGUGUUCACUCAGGUGGUCUUCGGCCUGAUGGUCUUGCUGUGGUUGACGCGAUCGCCGGGUUUCAUUCCGGGCUGGGCCGCCUUCUUCCCGCGUCAUGCCGGCUACGUGACCGAUGCCACCGUGGCCCUGGUCCUGGGAGUCCUCUUCUUCCUGGUGCCCGCCCACGGACCCUCGCGGAAAUAUGAGAGCAUGAUCUCCUGGGAGGAGUUCCAGGCCUCCAUGCCGUGGAAAGUGGCCCUUCUGGUGGGCGGAGGCUUCGCCCUGGCCGAAGGCACAAAGGUGUCCGGUUUGUCCCGGUGGGUGUCAACGCUACUGUCCCCUCUCGGCAAUCUCCCCCCAGUGGCCACCGUGGCUGUCGCUUGCAUCAUUGUCACCAUGGUAACCGAGCUGGCCAGCAACGCCACCACCAUCACCAUCUUCCUGCCCAUCCUCUCGCCUCUGGCCGAAGGCAUUCGUGUCAACCCCUUGUCGGUAUUGAUCCCAGCCACGUUGUGCACGUCCUUCUCCUUCCUGCUGCCGGCGUCCAAUCCUCCCAACGCUGUGGUUUUCGCCUACGGGCACUUUAGCGUGGCAGACAUGGUGAAGGCGGGACUGGGCGCCAACGUGAUCGGCCUCCUCGUCGUCUUAUUGGCCGUGACUACCUGGGGCGUGCCUUUGUUCUCACUGGAUACAUAUCCCGAUUGGGCGCCGCCAUUCAACGCCACCGUGCCGCCGUGA